CGCGAUCUCGCUGCCAGGCGUAGGAGGAUAGGGUUACACGAGACUCCCAUGAGAGCUGUGCUACUCGCGACGAGGGCGUAGAAGGGUGACCACACUUACUAACAAGCCGCUGGCACUUUCCCCGAGAGACGGAAGGAUGGCCGCCCACAAGAUGCCAGGGUUCUCCGUGGCGCCCGUGAAAGGGCCGUUGGGUGACAAACUCCGGAAGGAACUGACGUCCGGCUUCUACAAGGACUUCGUGGCCAUCCAGCCCGGCGGCCACAUCAUGCCCAGCUUCUACCCGGCGUGGCACAGCAAAUACGCUCAGUUCCCCGUGAAGAAGGACGAUGUCUGGGUCAUAACUUACCCGAAGUCAGGCACUACGUGGACGCAGGAGCUGGCGUGGUGCCUCCUGCACGGGCGCGGGACGGAGGCAGGCAAGCAGGGCCUCAUGAGGCGCUUCCCCUUCUUCGAAUUCGACUCCCUGAUGCCGGACGAGCUCGAGACGCCCCCGGACCAGGACCCCUUCGACCCCUGCCUCCCCGGAAACACCUGGAAGAUCAUGCACGCGAUGGCGGAGCCGCGCACCAUCAAGGCGCACCUGCAGAAGCCUCUUCUGCCGACACAGCUCUGGAGUGUCAAGCCGAAGAUCCUGUAUGUGUGCAGGGAUCCUCGCGACGUCUGCAUCUCGUAUUACUUCCAUUCUGUGAAGCUGGACGGAUACACGGGGCAGAUGGAAGAUUUUGUUGAGCUGUUCCUCGGAGACAUGAUGACCUGGUCUCCCUUCUGGUCUCACGUCCUGGACUUCUGGCGUAUGAGGAACGAGAGUAACAUCCUCUUCCUGCGGUUUGAGGAGAUGAAGGAGGACCUGCCGGCCGUGGUGAGGAAGGUGGCCAAGUUCCUGGGGAAGGCGGUGACGGAGGAGGAGGUCGAGAAGCUGGCUGACCACUGUUCCUUUGGCAGCAUGAGCAAGAAUAAAGCAGUUAACAAUGAAGAUAUCAUUGCACCAUCUUCGGAGCGUACUAAGAAUAUUAAAUUCAUGAGAAAAGGACAAGUGGGAGACUGGAAGAACCACCUGACGGAGGAGCAGGUGAAGGCCUUCAAAGCUUGGACUAUGAAGCACCUACAAGACUCUGACUUCCCGUACUACAGGGACUAUGAAUAGUGCAGAAAACUGAGAGACAGAUAGAAUGGGAAGGAGAGGAGAAGGAAGGGAGGGCAGGAGGUGUGAGGGGGAGGGAGAGGGAGGAAGGAAGGGAAGGAGGGAAUGAGGGGAGGGAGGGGGGAGGGGCAGGCAGACAGUCAUAGAAAGGGAAAGUGUGUGUGCGAGAGAGUGUAAGAGAAAAAAGCAUUUGCGCAAUUUAGAGUAUUAUAUUUGAUAAAACAUGUGGCUCGAUAAUGCAGAUAGUGCCUUAAGCCAAAAUACAUCGACCAUACAGUGUACCGAAUAAACUCGCCCAGUGAGACGUGAGUCGAUGCAAGACCAACCCAUCCGACUUCGACCCUAAGACUCUAGACCUUGAACCUCCAGUAUACAGUACAUAAAGCCUCCAAAGCUUGCUGAACUGAAGUAGGCAAGAGCGCCUCGUCUCGAGAAGCGGUCAGCCUCUCACACUGGCCUCCAUUGCAGUCUCUCUUUCGCUUUUGUAUUAGCAGAAUGUGUGCUUCCCGCUUCCAGAUCAAUAAAAUGGAGAAGAAAA
Messenger RNA from Penaeus indicus, 1679 nucleotides. Its product is annotated as luciferin sulfotransferase-like. Gene Ontology annotation, molecular function: sulfotransferase activity. The coding region runs from base 137 to 1144 and encodes 335 amino acids. Gene Ontology annotation, cellular component: cytoplasm. The transcript has 8 exons. The record is from RefSeq and is a predicted model, not a curated record. Gene Ontology annotation, biological process: sulfation. NCBI's taxonomy places the organism in Eukaryota, Metazoa, Arthropoda, Malacostraca, Decapoda, Penaeidae.